UUUUCCGGGUGUUUCCUUCAUCUUAACUGCGGGCUGUGUAACAGUCAACUAACGUAGCUUUUCUUUGGCAUUUUAAGCCCUAGUUUCGCCGAGAUGAAUCGUAUUUUCGGCCAAAGUAAAGCCAAAGGUCCACCACCGAACCUGACGGACUGCAUAGGAAGCGUUGAUUCUCGGGCGGAGUCCAUUGACAAGAAAAUCGCCAGACUAGAUCUUGAACUUGUCAAAUACAAAGAUCAAAUGAAAAAGAUGAGAGAUGGGCCCUCGAAGAACAUGGUGAAGCAAAAGGCAAUGAGAGUUCUGAAGCAGAAAAGAAUGUAUGAGGGUCAGAGAGAUAAUCUCAUGCAGCAGUCUUUCAACAUGGAACAAGCGAACUACACAAUCCAAAACCUCAAGGACACUAAAACCACAGUUGAUGCCAUGAAAGUCGGCCUCAAAGACAUGAAGAAAGCGUACAAGAAUGUGAAAAUUGAUAAGAUUGAGGACAUGCACGAUCAGCUUGAGGACAUGAUGGAAGAUGCCAAUGAGAUCCAGGAGGCCCUCAGCAGGAGCUACGGCACUCCAGAAAUUGAUGACGACGACUUGGAAGCAGAGCUGGACGCCCUGGGAGACGAGCUCCUCCUGGAUGAUGACAGCUCCUACCUGGAUGAGGCUGCGACUGCUCCCUCCAUCCCGGAGGGCGUGCCUGGUGACAAGUCAACCAACCGGGAUGGGGUCCUGGUGGAUGAGUUUGGCCUUCCUCAAAUUCCUGCUACAUAAGGAUCAUUUUACCCGUUAGUUUUACAUGUAUCAUAGCCUUUUUUUUUGUAUUGCUCCAACUGACACUCCUGGCCUCUAAGUGCAGCCAUGAAAACCAAAGCAUCUUCUGCCCAAUGAAUGAUAAAAUGUUAAAUCAGGCCACUCAACUCAAAGAUUGUUUUUCUUUUGCUGAAGUUCUCAGCUUGAACGGUGGUUGAAAUCUGGGUCCUUUUAACUUUGUACAGUUUCUGAAACAGUAAACAAUAAAUUAUAUUUUUCAAACGAU
Molecule: messenger RNA, 1021 nt
Organism: Nematolebias whitei (Rio pearlfish)
Lineage: Eukaryota; Metazoa; Chordata; Actinopteri; Cyprinodontiformes; Rivulidae
Gene: chmp5b
Product: charged multivesicular body protein 5b
Exons: 8
Coding region: 94-756 (220 amino acids)
Biological process (GO): late endosome to vacuole transport via multivesicular body sorting pathway; vesicle budding from membrane
Cellular component (GO): multivesicular body
Source: RefSeq, a predicted model, not a curated record